Molecule: messenger RNA, 7919 nt
Organism: Apodemus sylvaticus (European woodmouse)
Lineage: Eukaryota; Metazoa; Chordata; Mammalia; Rodentia; Muridae
Gene: Rras2
Product: RAS related 2
Exons: 6
Coding region: 283-897 (204 amino acids)
Biological process (GO): signal transduction
Cellular component (GO): plasma membrane
Molecular function (GO): GTPase activity; GTP binding; GDP binding
Source: RefSeq, a predicted model, not a curated record
CCCCAGACGGCCAUUUGUAGCGGUGCUAGAGGCUGCGUUCGGCUGCGCUGCAGAGCCGCGAAGAAGAGCGCGCUCCCUGGCCGCUGCGUCCUCUGCCCUGGAGCCUUCCCGGCUCUCAAGCAUAUCGGGCAACUCCCAGCUGGUCCGAGGGAUAGCGCUCCGCGGCCCUCCAGGCCACUCGCGGACCCCGCGCGCUCUACCGCCUGUAACCCAGCCGGCCGCACUCGUCCCCGGAGCCGGGCCUAGGGCGCGCGGCGGCCGGGCUGGGCUCGGGGCGUCCCGAUGGCCGCGGCCGGCUGGCGCGACGGCUCCGGCCAGGAGAAGUACCGGCUCGUGGUGGUCGGCGGUGGCGGCGUGGGCAAGUCGGCGCUCACCAUCCAGUUCAUCCAGUCCUAUUUUGUGACGGACUAUGAUCCAACCAUCGAAGACUCAUACACAAAGCAGUGCGUGAUCGAUGAGCGAGCUGCCCGGCUGGACAUUUUGGAUACAGCUGGACAAGAGGAGUUUGGAGCCAUGAGAGAGCAGUACAUGAGGACAGGCGAGGGCUUCCUGCUGGUCUUCUCAGUCACAGAUCGAGGCAGUUUUGAAGAAAUCUAUAAGUUUCAAAGACAGAUUCUCAGAGUAAAGGACCGUGAUGAGUUUCCCAUGAUUUUAAUUGGCAAUAAAGCUGACCUGGACCACCAGAGACAGGUAACACAGGAAGAAGGGCAGCAGUUAGCGCGGCAGCUCAAGGUCACCUAUAUGGAAGCCUCGGCCAAGAUCAGGAUGAAUGUAGAUCAAGCUUUCCACGAGCUUGUCCGGGUUAUAAGGAAAUUUCAAGAGCAAGAAUGCCCUCCGUCACCAGAACCAACCCGGAAAGAAAAAGACAAGAAAGGCUGCCAUUGUGUCAUUUUCUAAGAGUCCCUUGAGGUUUAGCUAACAACUGCCAGGGAAGCCCUCAUCUCUGCUACCGUUUACAUCAUCCGGUACCUUUGUAGCCUUAGACUGAUGAUCACCGUGCUAGCCUUACACCAAGAAGCUGGCUAAUCCUUUAUGUGAAGCUAAUGUAACGGUCUUUCCCAGACUUGUGUAAAGGAAACACUAAGGCUGCUUCAGACAUUAUCUGAUUCCUUUAAAACACAUGUCUACACACACAGAUGCAGUCUUCAAGGGCUUUUAAUAGAGGUGAACCAAGUUUGGAGCCUGAGCUGUUUGCUAAGCUGAAGUCAUAGGUUGUGAAGUCAUUUUUAACUUCUGGAAUCAUGUUGCCUACUGUUACUCUAAAUAGAAAUAUAGGGAAGGUUUGUUUUUUUUUUUUUUAAUGUGAAUUUUUGCCUAUCUUUAAAACUUCUGAUGUCAACUUUCAUUAACCUUAAAUACACUGAAUGGAAUCUACAAACGUGAGACAUCUCAGACCUUUCCUGAUGCUGCGGCUUUUGUUUUUCCAGUGGCCAGAAUACCAAAAUGCCUGUUGUAUUUAUGGAUUAAAAACUGCUGAUUAAGCCUUUGUAAUCAUGCCUCCCUCAAGAUGACAAUAUUCUCUGUGGCCAAAUGUUUGGACGUAGGUGUCUCGGUGAACUUGAUUUCUUUUCACAGCCGUGGUAAGGGUAAGAGUGAAUGGUUCCUGUCUGUCUUCCUUUUCAAGUAUUCCUGGUUAAGGGAUUAAAAAAGAAACCCCAUACAAGCUAAAGCAGUUUUUGUUUGAUGUAAUAUAAAAUAUGGAAUUGAUCUUUCCAAAGUCAGAGAUGAUUAAUGUUUUUGCUAUAUACUUUUAUACGUUAUUUUCUUAUCAAACUAGUUAACAAGUAUUUUUAUAUGUUUGUAAGCGAAUAUGCUUUCACAGCGUACCUUGUGUAUAUGUAAAGAUGAGUAUUUAAGUCUCACUGUUCACUGUUAACUGACAAAGAGAACGUGGAAGCCACGGCAGCCAUGGCUUUUGUUUGCUGGCUUGGCCCUUGUGACAUCCACUGAUAGCCAAUAAUCAGAAAACCUUCCCAACAGAACGCAACAGGACGAGACUGUGAAGUCACGUUCAAUGUCCCCGCUAGAUAUUGACUGUUAUAUCAAGUAUUAUGUGUAAAACCUCUACCUGACAAUUAGUGUAACUGUGGAUGGCUUCUGACUUUGUUUUUAACUCUGUGGAUUGUGUUUAAGCAAUUCAAAGUGUGUUUCUGGUUUUGAGAGACUCUGAGUGGUAUUGCACAGUGGUCACUUUAUUGAAUGUGUACAACAGCCCCAUGAAGUUUAUAAAGUGGACCCUUGUAUAGCUUCAGGUGCUAGAAUUAAAGUUGAUCUGUUAUCACCAGACAACGCUUGAUGGCUUCUUUUUCGUGCCGGGGCUUUGGUGAGGGCUAUAGACCUGGCUGGAGUAGCCUGUGCCUUCUCUGCACCGUGUCUUAGGGAGUUCUGCAGGUGAUCUUACUGUUCCACUGCUUUCUUGAGGCCAGUGGGUUUUAACUCUUUCUCUCAAGUGUUCACAGAGAAGCCCGAGCUGUAGAGGAGAGAGGGAGGUGAAUAUAUUCACACAGACCCCCAGAGGAUGAAUCCUAAAAUGUCUCUGGCAAAGAGGACCAUGUAUUUAUUUAAAUACAAACAAAAUCACCUAAUUUUAUUGUGUUUCAAAAAUGUUUACAUUAAUGUAGAAUUACUGUUUUAAGUUUCUGGUAAAAUUACUGCCUGGGAAGCUAGUGGAUUUAUCCUUGGCUCUGAUGCCUCUCAGGAACCAUUGUAUGUCCUUGUGGGAGGGGUUCCUGGCUGUCGCCUGAGCCUGGAAUAUCAGGUUCCUGCGGGUUCCCUCAGAUUGUUUCUCCUUUUUUCCCCACUCUGAGCUUCACACUAUAUUUUCAACUUCUGCAAAAUGCUUUUGCAUUUUGGUCUCCUGUUAAUCCUGUCCAGUUAUUUCAGACUGUGUUUUGUUUUCUAGGGUUGUUUUGUUUUGAUAAGGUCUCACUAUGUAGCCCAGGUUGAUCUGACACUUACUGUGUGGUUCAAGUGGACCUUGAGCCCAGGAGUUGCCUGUGUGAGUUUGAGUGUUGGGGUUGUUGGAUAUGUCUCCCACUCCUGGCUGUUUUUGAUCCUCCCCUCCUGACCCCUCCCCUUCCUUCUUUCUUCCUCCUCUCCAUCUCUAGAGUUUUGGUCAGUUCUGGCUGGCCUAGCAUUCACCAUGUAUACAGCCUGGCCUUGAGUUUACAGCUGGAAGCACAGGUGUCUGGCACCCUCCCCCAUGUGUGUGUUCCAGUUUCCCUCCUUACUAAGUUCAUGCCUCUUACCCAGAUCUUCUCGCUCUUUCUCAGAGCCCUGAUGCUGGCCAGGGUCACAACUUCUCAUUUGUGCAUCUAGAAUGGCAAGGUGUGUUUUGAUCCCACAUCUCUGUAGUUUGUAUUUAUUUCUGUUGUGUGGUUUUUAUUUAGUUAUGAUCCCUCUAUAUAGUUGAAUUUUGCUUGGAUGAUAGAAACUGCAUCUUUUUCUGUUGUUGGGUGUGUGGACAUAGCCUUUUCAUCGGCAGGUGUUUGAUUUUGUUCUAGUAACCAGCCUGUAUAUGUGCUGUUCAAUUUGAACCAGAAUUGAAGGCAAUCUGAAGUAGCUUUUCUUUUAGGGAUAGAUUAGUCCACUAUUGAACGUCCUGAGGGACUGACUGGUCAGCACUUUCCAGUGUGGCUUGUGGGAUGCAGACAGUCCCCAGCUCUUGAGAAGCUUGCCACAGCUCAUGGUUCAUUCUCUGACUAAAGUCCAGUUGACCCAGACAUAUACUUAAUACUUGGUAAAGACUCUUUACCCUGUGGGCAGUUUGGGAUUCCCUCUUUCCCUUCACCCUCCACAGUCCUUUUGAAACAGUCCAGAACAUUCUACAGCAACUUCAAGCUGCUUCAAAGGUUCCUUGAGUUCUGGUCAUUUCAGUUCAAGGAAACAUUGUGUCCUACCUGGGAUCUCCCAGGCCUUCCUGUAGCCAGGACUGUUGCUGUAGGCUGAAAGCCAGGGCAGCUUCAAGACUCACUCUGCGUUCUGUCCUCGAACCAUUGUUUUAUACAUUUAGUCUCUCUCACACCUUCAUUUUUUGAGGGAAGAUCUGGUGUUGCCCUGGCCUUGUUCUCCCAGAUUCAAGUUAUCCUCCUGCUUCAACCCCAGGUAACUGGGGGAUUAGGAUUAUGAAUAGUACCCACCCACCAUAGUUCAGUUUCUGAUUGGCUCUGGCAGGAAGAUAAACCCACCUUGUUGAAGCAGGAUCUCAUUUCUGUCUCUGCACUGUGUGUUUAAGGCUGGCUGUCCCCAGAGCUUCUGGGCUGUUCUCCUGCCUUUACUUCUCUUCCCACCGUUGGAGUUCUGGGGAUUCCAGAUGUGCAUUACUACAGCUGGCUUUUUAUAUGUGUUCUAGAGAUUGAACCCUGAGGUUCAGACUCAGUUCUCUACCACCGGGCCAUCUCACCAGCCCCGCACUUCUCUUAAUACUUGAAAAUUACUUUCGGUAAAGGAAAAUUGUCUAAGCAUGUAAUGACUGAAACUAUGAGCCUGUUACUAAUCAGUAUGCUGGGGAAUAUUUUGAGCACUGUGAGAUGCUAAUGAAUGCCAUCUUCUGUGAAGACACCAUGUAUGUUAAGUGAAAACAGCCUGAGAUAGCAUUGCACUCUGAUGGUAACUGUUAAAAAUUAUGUAUGUAAAUUGUAUUUGUCGAGACAUUUUCAGUUACAGAUGACCAAAUGUAGCUCUCCUCGGAUUUAGAACAAAGGUGCACACUUAGAGGCGUCCGAAGUGUGUGGGGCAGGCAGGUGGAGUAGAGCUGGUUGCUGGGAGACCCGUUCUCUGCAUGAGAUCCGGAUAAACUGAAGGUGCUAAGGCAGGGUAGGCAGGUCAGUCCUGACACCAGAACAGCAGGACUGACCCAGGCCCGCUGCCACAGCUGCUCAGACGCCAACCCAGAGUCCCUGGACCCCACCAUUGCUGUCCUGCCCUCUGUCCCUGGAUACAUACAUCACCUCUGAGCCCACGGGGGUUCGGAAGCAGGCACUACCAUUUAAACAUGGCAUUUUAAUAUAGAUGCUUUGCUUCCAUUUCCCACAGGAUCUAAAUCGGAGAAUUAGCCCCGUGCUAAUUGACAUGUAGAUGCUAUUUAUAAUUUGUUACCACAUUUCAAUCAUUCUUCAAAGGGGAUUUAUUUUUAUACUGUCUACUUUGGGCAGUGUGAAUGAGAAGAAUGGCAACAUGGUGGAAAUGGUUGGCUUCCUUGAUUCGGAGUUUUAAGUAGGAAUGAAACAUUUAUGGUUUAGUCUUGUUUGGAUAAUAGUAUGCAUUUUUUAAGGCUAUAAAUAUUUUACUUCUUCAUAGUUUGACUCCAUGUAACAGAAUUUCUUCUAAAGCCGGGCUUUGAAAACUCCAGGUAAGAAUGUCAUAAAUGUAGCUCUUUGAGUUUUCUGACUUUACCAAGCUUUGCUGGCUUGGGACAGUUUCUCUAGUGCUGGAAAUACAGCUUCCACCAUGUGUGAUCCGAAAUUUUGUUUUUACUUGUUAUUGUCUGAAACAUGGAGGCUUAAUGAAAACAGAGCACAGUGGUAAUUUGACAGAGAGAAUGUUUAUGUAUUGACACAUGGAUGGGUUGUGAAGGGUUUCCAGAGUGCCAAAGUGUGCUCAUUCUGCUGUUCGCAGACCUGGGUGCUGAAGGCUCGAAGGAGACCUCACAAAGAAAGCACAGCACAAGGUCUUUAAGUCUUUCACUUCAGGAGGAGGAGGAGCCCAGGUUUUAGUCUCAUUAGCUACAGUAGAUUGUCCUCUGAAAAGACUUGUCGGCAUGGUGACAGGAGAUUGACUCAAUGUCUGAUUGGGAAGCAGCUCUAAACUUCUUACAAUGUGGGUUUGACCAGAUUACAACUGGUUUGGGAUUGGUGUAAGAUAUAUACAAUUAUAAUUUUCCUUGGUUGAGCACACACUACCACUCCUGGCACUAGUUUUCUUUAUGUGGCAAGUUCUUACUAGCUAGAGUGGAAGUCCAAUCAGAGUUUAUUCAUAGUAAGAAAAAAAAUCUUUAUUUCCAAAAUGGUUGGUUAGCCAGAAAAAUGACAAUUACCUAACGGAAGAGUUUUGGCAGGAAAGAUUUGACAGUCACAGACUCCCCAUCGGCUCAGACAGAGUAGUGUGGUUCAUGACGAAAGCAUGUUUCUCCUCUCUUCUUGGCCAUUUCUCAAAUCAGGAUUAAGAUUAUACCCAAGUGGGAGCAGGUGAAAACCCAAGCUGCUGUCGAAGCCUGCCGCCAUCCGACGGGAUUUUGAUUUUCAUGGUUUGAGAAUAAGUCAACAAGAUCACUGGGAGGAUGUGGCAGAAGUAGGCAGGGCAGAUCCUUAGCAGAACAUUUUUGGUGAGGGUGGAAAUUCAAGCCUCGCAUUUCUUUGUUUUAUACUCCUUUGAAGGAGAAAGCAAUUCAUUCAAACAUCUAAAAAUAGUGCUGGAAAUAAUCCAGAUGGCCAGGGGUGUGAUGCCAGCCACCAUCUAGAGGGAGCGCAAGCGCCAUCUUUUCCUGCAAAUGAACUACGUAGCAACUAGAAAAAGACCCAACCCUCCCACCACUUAAUUAUCCUAAAAACAAAGACAGACCCAGUGAGAUUUUUUUUUUAUUUUAAUUGAACAGGCUCUCAUGUGUUAAGGAAAAUACAUGUUCAGGGGUUGUACAUAGAUGAAGCUGGGCAUAUUCUGAUGUUUAAUGCAGAUUCUUAAAGUACUGUAUUCAUAGCACUGUGUGCAUCCGGCCCACAGUAUGUAUUUGGAUGAAGCAGUAAUAAACAGAUUUGCAAAAGGACGUGGUGGUAGUUUUCACAGAUGCAUGAAUAAAACCUGCUGAUGAGCUCACAGCUGAGAUAAACAUCCUCUUACUCUUGAUUGUUGGUUCUUAGACUCCUGGGUUUAGUGUGCUGCUGAUGACUUGGAAGUCAGUGCGAACCCUGACCUUCCUCUGGACUGUCCAUGAAAACCAGGGCCCUGGUCCAGAAAUCAGGCACAGGCAUGCCUGAAUAACAACCCUUGCUUGUAGGUUUGUGUCUUAGUCAUGGGAGUAGUUUAUCUCUCUCCUCUAACUAUAAAAUAUCAUGACUUAAAAAACUUAAGUAGGGAAAUAAUAUUUUUGUUGAGGAAUUGACUUAGGGGCUCUCUGGCAGACUUACCAGGUAGUUCUCAGAGCUAAAAUGCUUUAUUCUAAGGAAGAUUGGGGAAUCUAAAAGGUCUGGAUAUGUGUAGGAAGAUUUUUAAGUUGGCUUUGGAACCAGUGCCCAGUACACUGCAUUGGCUCAGAGAAGGAUCUGCGGACAAAAGGUUGAUGCGUCCAUCCAGCAUUCUGGGACAGUGACGGCACCAACAAUCAAAACUCAACAGAAAUCACGGCUCACAAAUAAAGUAGCCAUCAUCACCUGCCACCGUUGUGGUGUUGACAAAGCAGUCUCGGGAGGUUGGUAACAAAUGCCGCCCACCUUAGAGCUUCUCCUUCAGGGCACUGAAGAACCCAUGACCCUGGAGACUCACCAAGAUAACCUGGAGUUGUGCUAAAUAAAAAACGAGAUGGAUAAACAGGUUUCUGUAACAGUGAGCAGGCCAGAGGCGAGAGAGGAGAAUCCGUCCUCUGCAUUUGAAGGUUGUGUAUCCCGCAUGCUGCAUCCUGGCACCCGAGCUCAUGGUUGCUUCUCCUUGUGGAUGUGGCCAGGGUCUUCGCCCUGCAUGACCAGGGGGAGUCUCCAGAGGGACACACUUCAGUUUAGUACAUGGCGAACCAGCACUACUCACUCAGUGUAGGGAGAGGCUGCCUGCGGGCAAGGGUGCCCUACUUGGCCUGCACUCACCAAGAAGUAUUCAGACAGGAUGUCCCUUGGCAUCCAUAAGACUAUUGGGCAAACCACACCGUAAAAAAAAAAAAAAAAAAAAGACUAGUGGACACAAUUUAAAUCAUCUUACACAAGCAAACAAACCAC